AUGAAUACUGUAAUAUAUACAGAAGAAGAUGUGUUCUAUGAGAUUUCAACUAUUCGAGAUCCAGAACGAACGAUUUUCACUUUAGCAGAACUGGACGUGGUGGCACCAGAGCGCUGCAGUGUAACAUACAAUAAUCAUGAGGGUUUACGUAUAUGUAUGGCAGGAAAUGGAAGUGCCUGUGGUGAUGUGGGUGUUCCGAAACCCACUGGCUUAGUAAUGAUUGUCUUAAAACCUACAGUACCUCAUUGUAGUCUUAUGGGUAUUAUUUGUUUAUCUGUAUAUGCCAAGUUAAAGGAAGUUCUUCCAUCAUCUCUUUGUGAUUGGAAGAUUGAUAUAACAUUGGUUGAGGGUUCUCAUCUGCAACAAGAUGAUGUAGAGAAGCAGAUAGCUGAUAAGGAACGAGUGGCAGCAGCUUUAGAGAAUGAAACUUUGGUAAAGGAAAUUGAUAGGCUCAUCAAUGCCGAUGGUGACUAA
Molecule: messenger RNA, 474 nt
Organism: Trypanosoma theileri
Lineage: Eukaryota; Euglenozoa; Kinetoplastea; Trypanosomatida; Trypanosomatidae
Product: putative MIP18 family protein
Exons: 1
Coding region: 1-474 (157 amino acids)
Source: RefSeq, a predicted model, not a curated record